Messenger RNA from Thalassophryne amazonica, 4479 nucleotides. It is a transcript of the gene fastk, whose product is annotated as Fas-activated serine/threonine kinase. The record is from RefSeq and is a predicted model, not a curated record. Gene Ontology annotation, cellular component: mitochondrial matrix; ribonucleoprotein granule. Lineage: Eukaryota; Metazoa; Chordata; Actinopteri; Batrachoidiformes; Batrachoididae. Bases 164 to 2986 code for a protein of 940 amino acids. Gene Ontology annotation, biological process: mitochondrial RNA processing; regulation of mitochondrial mRNA stability. Gene Ontology annotation, molecular function: RNA binding. The transcript has 11 exons.
UGGUUGCUCGGCGGUCAGUGGCACAUGCCAUUGCAUGCUGGGAAAAAGAUGUCUUCUGUGGAGGAGCCGCUAACUCUUUAACCGGUUAGCAGAGGAGCUAACAGCGGCGCGGAGUUAUGAGGAGUGUCUUAUUGUUUCCUCCGGUUGGUGUGGCUGUUGGACUAUGCUGCGUUUGUUCAAUGGGUGGUGCCUCCUGAGCAGGACCCGCCCCCUCCAACCCUGCUCCUCCCAUCCUGUUGUUCAGUCUGUCACCAUGUACACCACUCGCCUCUACAGCACUGUGGGGAGCGGAGGAGGAGGAGGUCCUAGGGGAGGAGGAGGAGGUGGGGGUAAGCCUGGGCAAAGAGCAGGACUGACUGUGAUGGAGGCGCCUCAUCCCUCACACCUCCCCCACCACCCUCACCCGGUCCCACCUACCGCCACUUACCCGCUGUACCAGAGUCGCCCUGACACACAUAGGGGGGCACACUUCCACAGCCCCCACCACUAUCAUCCUCAUCUGCAUCCUCACCCGCAGCCCACCCACCUGGCUCCACCAGGGCUCCCCCCCCACCCUCAAUACCAGCACCACACCCACCUUCACGCAUAUGGAGGCCCCAUGACUUACACCGGGAGUAAAAAGAAGACGUGGAACUUCAUCCACGACAAGAUGAGUUAUGACACAUUCUUCACCAUGAAACGUCUAAUUGAGCGCUCACGUCAACCUGAUGAGGUGCUACGCUGGGUCACCCAGAACCCCGGUAAGAUCUCCCACAACCACUACCCCGUCGCCCUGCAGAAGAUUGGACAGUUGCUGCAGGGUGCAGUGCCACCGCAGCCCAGCGUGGAUGGUGACCCUGAUGCUGAAGCUCCGUCUGGAGGAGGGGAGGGGCGUGACGGCCAUCAAAUUCUGGAACAUCAGGAUUUCCAGACACUGUGCAACUCCAUUAUCAGUGACUGUGCCAAGUUUGACAACUUCAGCAUCGUCAAUUGUCUGUAUGCUGUGGCAGCUCUGGGUCUCCCCAGUGACUCUCAGGUGGUCCAGAUUUUGGAGGCAGAGUCUCAGUCCAGACUGACUCAGUUCAACCAGAAGGACGUGUCCAUGGUGUUCAGCUCCAGCAUGAAGCUCCACCCGGGCAGCCAGCACCCGCUGACCGAAGCUUGCCUGGCGGGCUUGGAAAAGAACCUGGAGCGAGAGCGCCAUCCGCAGACGCUCUUUCUGCUUUUGUCCUACUACCGCCUCAAGGGGCGUGCACUGCAGCAGCAGGAAAGUGUCAGCGGGGGCGCCAACAGCACACCUCCUAACCCCGAGCAGCUGCUGGCUAACCGGAAGAUCUUGCGGUUGGUCAAGCACACUUUGGCGAGCGUCAGUGCUGUCCGUGACCAGGAGAUGGCACUGCUGGAUGAGAUGUUGGCGGCGUGCGUCUGUGAAGCCAGCAACAAGAGCCUGGAGCUGAUCUUUAGUUCCCAACUGUUUUACCAGAACAGACAGGAGAGGUUCAUCAGCAGCCUGGCAGAAGAGCUGCCAAAGAAGGUGGACAGCAUCACGCCGUACACGAUGGCGCUCAUCGCCAAGUACAUGGCUCGCCACCGCCUGAGAGAGACACAGCUGCUUGACACCAUCGCCGACUUCCUGGUGAAGAAGGCCGAGUUCCUGGACAGCAAGGUGAUCCAGAAGCUGGUUUUCCCAUUCAGCAGGAUGAAUUAUCGUCCAUCUAACGAGCAGCAGUUCUUCUCCCGGCUGGAAGAGGUGGUGGACCUGAAGGCGCUCAGCUCACCAUUAGCCACCGUCAACAUCCUGAUGUCUCUGUUCCAGCUGGGACACUUUCCGGCCCUGGUCCUGCACCGCGUCUUCUCCUCGGCCUUCAUCAACAACGUCACCAACAGUCCCUACGCGCUUAUCGUACGCCGCUACCUGUCGCUGCUGGACGCUGCUGUGGAGUUGGAGUUAAAGGAAUACACAGGUCCUCGGCUCCAGGACACCCACAAGGUCCUGAUGUUUGACCGAGCCCUGACCACAGACGAGGUCAACAGGAAGUACAGUUAUAAAGGUCUGGUGGCAGAGGCUCUGCGGCAGCUGGUUGGAGAACAGAACUACAAACAGGAUGAAGUACUUGCUCCAGGAUACUACGCAGACUUUGUGCUGUGGCUGGACAGUUCUGGUCAGGUUUUGCCAAUCUGGAACAAUGCUGGUCCGGCUCCGAGCAUCGGCCCUCCCCCUUGCGUUGCCAUGGGAUCCAAACCCCCUGACAACACUGUGGACGUGAUAACUUCAGAGUUCCAGAAGUUUUCUCCAUUCAUGACAGUGGAGGAGGGGGCGGAGCAGCAGUGUCAGGUGAGUGAGACAGUGGGCGGAGCCCCAGAGUCCAGGACCUUCCUGCCCCAUCACAUCCACAGCAUGCCAGGUGCGGUGUUGCCCUCAGGUGGGCCACAGCCAGGGGCUGCCGGCACCGGGCCCUUGGACUACAGAUCCUACUACGACCCUACGGCAGAGUACUACUCCAGCCUGGCCAAGGAGCACUCACUGGAGAGUCAGGACAGUUCCACGCUCAGCAGCCCCCCGUCCGAUGGCCUGGCUUCAUCUGGAGUCCAGGGGUCCACAGCACCUGCUGUCCCAGAUUCCCUCUUCCAGUUCUCCAUUGGAAAGAUCCUGGAGGAAGAGGGUGCGUCCAGGACCCCGGCCGUGCAGGGCACGGACUGUGAGCUGCCCGUCUUCUACAACAACAGAGGACCGACAUCGCUGCUUCACUCUGCGGACCAGCCAAGUGCAGACAAAAGUCCAGCUGACAAGAGACAGGUGAAAAGGGUCAUCAUGUCCGUCAACGAUAAGUGGCAUUACUGUCACAACUCUGAGGUGCUGGUGGGGUCCCGGGCCAUGAGGGACCGCCACCUGAGGCUGCUGGGAUACGUCAUCCUGCAGUUGCCGUAUCACGAGCUGGAGAAGCUGAACGGGAUUGAGGAGGUGAAGCAAUACCUUCACCAGAAGCUGCUGGAAGUCCCGCGAUGACGCCGCAGGACCUCUGCGUGUGUGCGGCUGCUGUGGGUUGGUAGUUUGAAUCCUGUCGCCGAGAUUUUAGUGGACACCAGAGGAUGGGUCCUGAUGAACCUUCAGCACGACAGAAUCCACAGGCUCCGCCCCUUACAGACAGAUUGGCUUCAGGUCGUGACAUUUAGAUUUCUGGUUUAUUCUUUGUUCAAAUGAAUUAUAUUUGAAUUUUUUUAAAAAUCAGCAAAGGAACAUGAUUCAUAAAGUGAUUUGAACAAAACGAAUGUUGAACAAAUGACUUUGAUUCCAGUUUUUAGUCACGUUUAGACUUUAACCCAUUAAAAUCAGGGUGAAGUGAUUCGUUUCCCCUGAAGAGCCGACAGACAGAGUGACGCCCCGUCUCCAGCAACAAUCUCUGACAGCAACGGUUCCUCCUUUAUUACAAAAACAAAGAAUAAAAUAAAAUAGCAUUUAUGAGUCGUUCAUCUGCAAGCUCAAAAUGGAACGAGAGUUUGAGUCCCAACAGUCUCAUCAUGUGCCGGCUUUAACGGCAAAUUUAUCUUUAUUUCUUUUUCCCGAAUAUCAAAUGACCUUUUUUUUGUUUGUACUGCGAUUAUUAUAACAAGAAGACAAAAGGAUCGGUUCUAUUAAAAAAAAGACAAGGUUCUGGGCUGAGGAGGGAUUAAACUUUAAUUGUAUCAAUCAGGUCAAAAAAUUAAAGGAUAAAUAAUUAAUAAUUUAACUUUACCGCUGAGCUAACAGCUGAAAAAAGUAGUAUCCAUUUUAAAUUAGUUUUCGAAGUUUAAUCUGUUAAUUUUGUUCAAUUUACCCGGCCAAUCAGAGGAUUUCUUAAAAUAUAUUGAUCUGUUCUAUGACACCUUACACGCAGAAUCUCAUUUUAACACUGUCACAGUGUCAGACUCCAUGUGCUCUAAACAAAGUCAUCUUCACACAGGCAGAAUUUAAUGUGAUUUUUUUUUUUUUUUUUUUUUUUUUUAAAUGGCCGUUUGUCGCAGUGAUUUGCGGAUCAUUUCAAAAUAAAAUAAAAUCUUACAUUUCACUGCAAAUGAAAUAAUUUUUGUUAAUUAAAUGCAUUUAAGAGUCAUAUUUUUCUCACAGUAAAAUUACAGCUUUUACUGAACUCAUUUCUUUUAAAAAGUCAUUUUUAAAAUAAAAAGUUUAUUUUAUUUGAUGUUUCCUUCAUGAGAAAUAAAAAGCUGUUCAGUUGGUUGAAGCUUCAUGAAAUAUUUAAAACGCUAAUGGUGGUCGGGAAUGGCGGGAUCACUGACUCCGCCUCCUCCAAAGAUGAAUGUAGUGAAAAUUAAAUUGUGCUCUUUGGAACGCGGCACAAAUGUUUUUUUUUUUUUAAUGAAGAAGUUAAAAUAUUCCAUGAAUCUACUGAUCUUAUUGGUCGCUGUCUUUAUGAACAUUGUAAGUGGGCAGAUCCCUUUUUAGAAAACCAUGUUUGGUUACUGUGGCAACAAGACAUGUAUGACUAUGUUUUCUGUGGGGGG